Molecule: messenger RNA, 1048 nt
Organism: Anopheles cruzii
Lineage: Eukaryota; Metazoa; Arthropoda; Insecta; Diptera; Culicidae
Gene: RpS4
Product: 40S ribosomal protein S4
Exons: 3
Coding region: 17-805 (262 amino acids)
Biological process (GO): translation
Cellular component (GO): ribosome; cytosolic small ribosomal subunit
Molecular function (GO): structural constituent of ribosome; RNA binding
Source: RefSeq, a predicted model, not a curated record
GCCCUGAACUAUCAAGAUGGCGCGCGGACCGAAGAAACAUUUGAAGCGUUUGAAUGCUCCCCGAGGAUGGAUGUUGGACAAAACCGGUGGCACCUUUGCCCCGCGUCCAUCCACCGGCCCACACAAGUUGCGCGAAUCGCUGCCGCUGGUGAUCUUCCUGCGUAACCGCCUGAAGUACGCGCUCACCAACACCGAGGUGACGAAGAUCGUGAUGCAGCGUCACAUCAAGAUCGACGGCAAGGUUCGCACCGAUCCCAACUACCCGGCCGGAUUCAUGGAUGUCAUCAACAUCGAGAAAACCGGUGAAAACUUCCGUCUGAUCUACGACGUUAAGGGUCGCUUCACGGUGCAUCGCAUUACGCCCGAGGAGGCCAAGUACAAGCUGCUGAAGGUGAAGCGCGUCCAGAUCGGCCCGAAGAAGGUACCGUUCCUGCUGACGCACGAUGGUCGCACGAUCCGCUACCCGGACCCGGCCAUCCACCAGCACGAUUCGAUUCAGUACGACAUUGCCACCGGCAAGGUGAUGGAGGUGCUGAAGUUUGAACCCGGUAACCUGUGCAUGAUCACCGGCGGAAGGAAUUUGGGUCGUUGCGGUACGGUGAUCCUGCGCGAAAAGCACCCGGGAUCGUUCGAGAUUGUGCACGUGAAGGACACGACCGGCCAUGUGUUUGCGACGCGGCUCUCGAACGUGUUCAUCAUUGGCAAGGGCACGAAGGCAUUCAUCUCGCUGCCGAAGGGCAAGGGUGUGAAGCUGAGUAUUUCGGAGGAGCGCGACCGUCGACUGGCCAACAAGGCUGCCCACUAAAAAGCGGAGGCUGCCAGAAGGAGUGAUUGAGUUCACUCGACGACGACCAUUAAUUCGUAGGGGCGGAAAAUGCUGCAGCGGCCUCUCAGGUGUUUGCUGGCGAGCCGAUGGUGUCGUCGGUGAAUAAGAAACAACAAUUCCGUGUUGGUUUGUGUGGAAAUGGAGAAAGUGACUUCCGUUUGAAAUGGUCUAGAUCUAUUUCAAACGGCGGUGGGAAAUAAAAUCUAGAACAUACAAAAAGGC